AUGGCCAGGCCCACCGUCGUGCCCACGAGCGUCAGGGCGACUGUGCCCGAGGCUUUCAUGGUGCUCCACCUGAGGAUGAGGGUCGUGGAAGAGCAAACCAGCGCGCUGGUGCGAGACCUGGAGAUGCUGGGUGCCGAUGGGCAGAGCCGCGAUCGUUUGCGCUCAAAGACCUUGGAAACACCUGCUGGUCACCCAGCCAUCAGCCCUGUGCAGGCCAGGGUAGCGUUUGUGGGAGAAAACACACUGUGGAAAAACUGUGAAACUCUGGUGAAUCGAAUGUGUCGGUUAGAGAGUGUUGUACAGACACUGAAAUUAAACGUCUUCCAGCUGCAGACCGCAAAGGAACUGAAUCCAGAGCAUGCAGCCCAGUUGGAGCAGCGCCUGAAUGCAAUCCACGAGGAGCAUUUGCAAGAAAUGAAGAUUGUACAGCAAGAAGCAAUGAAGUUGCGCCAACACCUGAGUAGUAUGAAAGAGGCUGAAGAAAAGGCAAAAGAAGAAGUUCAGAGACUGCGUGCUGCUCUGGAGAUUACGACUGCGUCCAAGAUGAAUGUAGUGGUUGCAGCUGAGGAACUGAGGAACACAAACCAGAAAAUUCGCUGUAGAAUUCAGGAGCUAACAGAGCAGCUGUCUCAGGAGAUCAGCCUGCGGGAGUCUUUGGAGGAAUCCCAAGCAACUGUGAUGUGUCGUGUACGGGACAUGGAAACAACAGUAGAAGCAGAACGGAAGCAGGUGCAGAUAUUACAGCAGGACUGCCAAGAGUUGCGUAAAGAUGUCCAGCUAGCCCGAGCGAGGCUGCAAGAGGAGGAGGAAAGAACUGCCCAACUGGAGCAACAGUGCACACAACUGAAAGCUGAACUGGACUCCAGGAACUGUAUCAUUUCCCAGCUUGGUGAAGAAGCAGAAAACACACAGCUGUCCUUUAGCAAACAACGCAAAGAGAACCUGCAACUUCAGUCUAAAAUGGCUGCGCUGCGAGAAACAGCAGAGAAAGUCCAGGUCCUUAAUGACCACUUAAGCCAGCAAUGCUCAGAGCUCAGCACCACGCUCCAAAGUGUUGCCAUGGAGAAUGCUAAACUCAUUUUGGAUUAUCAGACCAUGCUUAAGGCAGAGCAAGAAAAGACUCGUAAGCUGCAAGAGCAAGACUCGCUUCCGAAUGCUGCCCCUGCCAACGUUCUUGGAGAGCUGCAGAGUGUGCAGCAUGAGAGGGCUCAGCUUCAAAGAGAGCUGGAGGCCUUGCGUACAGAGUAUGGCAAAUACAGGCAGAAAGCAAGCCUUGCUGAGGAGGCAGCAACCACACAGAGACAGCUUUUGAAAUGUACUGUUGCUCGACUGCAAGGUGAACUUGAGACAGCUUUGCAGGAGAAAGGAUCUCUGCUGGCAGAAAAGGAAGGUCUUCAACAGGAGAUAAGGACAACAGCAAAUGAAACAAUACAGGAAAGGAACAAACUGGAAGUAGAAAAAACAGAGAAUGAGCUAGAAAUGGUUUCAAUGAAAUUCACUUUGCAAACGCUAGAGGAAGAGAACAAGAGGCUAUUGGAUCACUUGGCUACACUGGUGCAUGAGCAGUAUGUUCAGCAGCAGGUGCAACAAGUGCUGGCAGAGCUGGCUGACAGCAAGAAUAAACUGGCCUAUGAGAAAGGAAAACUUCAGAUGGCAGUGCAGAAACUGGAGGAAGAGCUACUCCCCAUGCUUCUCAGAUACGAAAGCAAUCUUGGAAUCAUUUUGAGUUGGAAAACUAAAGAGGCCAAAAUGGCAAGCCUGCAGCACCAGCUGGACACAGCAAAAGAUGGUAACAGUAAGGUGACAGUGGUGCUGGAGCAUGUGUUAGCUUCUCACAAGAAGAUGCAAGCAGCUCUGGGUGCGGUACAAACUGAGCUGGGACACAAGGACACUGAAAUCAGCAACCUCAGAAAAGACAAGAGCCAAACUGAACAGAAAGUACAGAAGUUAGAAACAGAAUUGGAACAUUGCCAAGCCAGACUGGUUGCCAUGGGAAGGCAGCACAGCAGCCAGGUAGAGACUGCAUUUUUCUGUACUAACAGCCACCACCACGUUUUUGGUGUUGAGCUAAGGACCUUUGCUUUUUCUGAAUGCAAUGUACAGAAAUCCCUUGAAGAAUCCUCCUCCAAAUGGGCUGAAGUUUCCCGUGCUAACAAGGAGCUGCGGCAGAAAGUAAUAGAGCUGGAAAAGUCUUUGUCUAGUUACAGGGAAAAGCUAAAAAGCCAGAGAGCUCAAGUCAGACAGUGCCUGGCCUAUAAAGCCAACACAGAAAAGGUAAAGGAGACUGAAUCAGAACUGAGGAAAAUGGAAGCAAUAAAAGAGGAGUAUCAAAAGAAGAAUUAUGAACAGUCACAGGACAUCCAGAAAUUUGUGUCAGAGUUGAAAAGUGUGCAGAGUGAGAUGCAAGUGUUGUUGAAAAACCAACAUGAAGUGCAAGUGCAGAACAGGCAGCUGGAGAGCCAGCUGGAAGCGGAAAGAAGGCAAAGGCAGCAGCUGGGAAAUGAAUGUCAGAAACUGGUAAAAACAGUCAACUAUCUGAAGAAAUACAAAGAGGAGACAGAAAAGAAGCUGAAGGAAGCCAGCAUAGAGUCAGAACAGGCCACAGCUAGCCUAGAAGCAGCUCACCGCUGGUUCAAACGUAAGUUUGGCAGCCUGCAGCUAGAAGUUGUGAAAAGCCACCAACCAAAGAACCCUGAAGAAAGCAGCUCCAAAAAGGAGGAGAAAAAGCAAGAAGAGCUUCCCACUGACACCUCCCGGGACAGCAGGGCAAGGACUCAGCACCAGGAAGGCCCACGUGAGCUGGGCAGGAAAUGA
Tauraco erythrolophus (red-crested turaco) is the source of this 2814-nucleotide messenger RNA. Lineage: Eukaryota; Metazoa; Chordata; Aves; Musophagiformes; Musophagidae. The record is from RefSeq and is a predicted model, not a curated record.